This is a messenger RNA of Danio aesculapii, 1762 nucleotides long. It is a transcript of the gene ppp1r3c2a, whose product is annotated as protein phosphatase 1 regulatory subunit 3C2, duplicate a. The transcript is spliced from 3 exons. Gene Ontology annotation, molecular function: glycogen binding; protein phosphatase 1 binding. Lineage: Eukaryota; Metazoa; Chordata; Actinopteri; Cypriniformes; Danionidae. Bases 235 to 1347 code for a protein of 370 amino acids. The record is from RefSeq and is a predicted model, not a curated record. Gene Ontology annotation, cellular component: protein phosphatase type 1 complex. Gene Ontology annotation, biological process: regulation of glycogen biosynthetic process.
GAAGAGAGGGACAGAAAACACACCGCUUGAGUGAGAGAGUUUGUGUGCGGCUUCAUUGAAUGACAAAAAGCGAUGUUUACUUCUUAUAACUACUCAUGUCGUGCAUUUCCUUGGCAAUGACCGCUUUUCUACAUUAGGAAGCUCAAGGACAAUUCAUUGCAGCACUCAUUUCAUGAUAAAGCAGGCAUUUGAUUUCACCAUCAUCCUUAUCUGAGUUUCAUCUGAUAACCAAAAAUGAGCAUCACAAAGCAGUAUGUUUUAAGCAGUAACCCUUUCCCUGAGUAUGUGAUGCCAGUUGAUCUGUCCAUGUAUGCACAGAUCGCCUCUUUCGCUCCCAGGUCCUCUACAGACCGGCACAGACUUUCACCAGUUUCACCUACAUCUUCACUGUCUUCAUCCAGCUCUGGCGGCUCCCUGUCCUCCUACUCUUCGGGUACCAGCACACUACGCAAGAAAAAGCAAGUCGUAUUUGCUGAUUCAAUAGGUCUCAAUCUUGUAUCCAUCCGCAUCUUUACCGCUGACCCUUCAGAGAUGGAAACAGAAGAUGCAGCACGGCCCGAGGAGCUUGUGAAGCCUAGAACGCCAAUGCAGAACAUGAGAUCAAGAGUGAAGCUUGGUUUUCCACAGCCUGUUCCAGACAAUGCAAGCUUGAAGAGAAACUUUGUGCAGUUGGAGAGCUGGAGAGUGAAAGAAAGGGUAUUGAGUGGAACUGUACGAGUCUUCAACAUCAUGCUUGACAAGACUGUUUUUGUCCGCAUUACUUAUGACUCAUGGCGGAGCCACAGAGACAUCCCAUGCACUUAUGUAAGGGAGCCAUAUUUAUCUUUUCAGACUGCUUUGUUUGCUUUUAAGGAAUAUCUACCAUCUGAUCUGGACCCAAAGGAGCUGCUAGAGUUUUUUGUGGUUUUUUGUGUUUGUCCUGGUGAUGUCAAGAAGCAAUAUGUGGACAACAACGAAGGUAAAAACUUCAAGAUAUGUGUGGAAAAUAUGGCUGCAGAACCUCGUCUGGUGUCACCAGAAUCUCGCCUGGCACCAUUAGAACCUCGUUUGGUGUCACCAGAAUCUCGCCUGUCACCAUCAGAACAUCGUCCGGCGACAGCAGAAUCUCGCUUGGCACCAUCAGAACAUCGUCGGGCACAAUCAGAAGCUCAUCGUUUGGCAAUGGAAUCUCGCGCAGUUACGCCAAGCCGACGUUCCUUCAUUACACCAAGUCCCCAGCGUUAUUCUGCAUGGCCUGCAGGAAGAGUUCUUGACCAACAGAGAAUGAAAAACAUUACGUGCAGAGCCCCACAAGACCGUCUGGUAAACAGGAACUUGAGAUUGACGAAUGUUGAGGUGUUAUGUUAAGACUGGACUAAGCAAUUUAACAUUUCUGCUCGGAUGCCCUUUAGAUUCAGUUGCAGAUUCGGCCAAGUUUGAAUAGAGGGAUUUUCUGCACCUCAUGAAUGGACUUCUGUUGCACAGUACUUGCAGGUUUGCACAUGCCGCUGAAGCAGUUUAAUGUUAAUGUUUACCAUGCACAUGUAAAUAUGUUUUCAUUUGCACUUUAAGUAUUCACACUAGCUAAUACAGGGAAAAAAAAGGAAACUGGUUCACUUUCCCUAUCACCUGCUUUUUCUGUCAUGAAGAGGUGAAAGUGAAGUGUCCUAUUUCAUAUGUAGAAUCCUAUGUGUGUAUAUAUACAGUUUGUACAUUAUAUAUAUAAUAAUUAUGUAUUUAUUUUUCAACUUUUUCAUUAAAAAAAUGAAAUGCUUUCCAUGAA